GAUGAGCUAAAGCAAUUCAAGAAGUCUACCGUGAAUUAGAAAGUUCAACAACAAUGUCUGCUUGACAAAUUAAAGGCAUCGAUGGGACGAUAGCAAGAAUAAGAUUUCAGCUGUGUUCAAAUAAGUGAGAAACCGGUGGAGGAGAACGCUGAUUUUAUGCCUCUUGCAGCUGCAGUUUCUAUUUUGUUGGAAGAGUUGUCUGUGCUCGGAGCAGAGGGAAGAGUGGCCAGUCCCCGACAAGUUAUGAUGGCAUUAAAAUCUCAUGCAAUUAAUUUUGAUCUUGCAAGGCAACAGGAUGCAGCAGAAGCAUUGGGACACCUUUUAUCUGCACUGAAAGAGGAAUGCCUUCAAUACAUUCAGCAAUACAUGCCACAUCAUGGUUCUUUGUCAAGUGUUUUGGCCCUUUGUGAUAGUGAGUUUACCAAUCACAGAGAUAGAGGUGAACAGAUUUCUCUGGAGGUUUGGAAUCAUUACCUUAAGAGGCCCUUGGAUGGAACCAUUGGAAGCGUAUUGACAUGUCAAAGCUGCUCAUUUCAGUCUUCAACACACUUUGAAUUCUUUCAUGACUUGCCCAUAGCACCCAUAGUAGGCAGUGAUGGUGACAUUAUGGAGGGAUGCACGAUAGACAAUUGUUUGAAAAAAUUCACUGCCCCUGAACAGAUUAGGAAUUAUCGAUGCAGUAAUUGUUCUCAUCUCGCUGCAAUUGAAGCUCUGUCUUUGAGAUUUGAAGUGAAUAAGGCUAUUAUACAGAAGAUCAAAGAUUGUAGUGAUGAUGAUAGCUGUUCUUGUGAAGCACUUGUUGCCAAAGAAGGAUUGCCCUGGCCAGCUGCUUAUAGAAAUGCUUGCAAACAACUAAGAUUAGGUUGCUGUCCAAAGGUUUUGUGUAUUCACUUACAACGUGCUUCUAUAAAUGAAAUUGGCGAGUUAAUUAAAUUAAGGGAUCAUGUCUUGUUUCCUAUAGUUUUAAAUUUGUUUCCAUACACUGUUGCUGCACAAGGAAUGAAGAGGGUAUCUUUAUUGCAUGAAAGACAGAUGCCAACAAUGCAGAGCCAGUCUAUGCUUUCACAUAUUGAUCAUUUUAAACUCCAGUUUGAUACAAAUAUAUUAUCUUGGAAUCCUUUCUUUGCUAAGGAUUCUAGCUUUUAUUCAAAUUCCAUGUCCGGUAACUGUGUUGAAAACAGUUUAUGUAACACUGUUGACCAGUUGCUCCAACCUCGAGAAAGCAAAUCUCUCAAUGAUGAAAGAUUUUCAAUGACAAAAUCUAUUACCUGCAGAACUGCUGACAGUCAUAUACAACCAGAUGAUGAAAAAAGAAAAAAUUCGAUUCAUUGUUCCGUUACACAGUGUGGAAACCCCAACAAUGUUUGCCUUGGUUCUAAAAGUAUGUCAUCAUUAUUUAGCGAUACAGAUGGUAACCAACCUUGUAGAGGCUCUCACUCUAAGAUGCAAUACAGCCCAGUUUCACAUUUACAGACCAUAGAAGAUCAAAAUGGGAACAAUAAUACAGAUGGCCUGGACAAUGCCAGAUGCAUAGGAAGUCGAAGGAGCUUGUCCUAUGGACUUAUUUCUGUUGUGCAGCACAAUGGGAAUUUGGGAAGUGGACACUAUACUGUCUAUCGUAAGGUAAAGGUCGGUAAGCAGCUCACAGAAGCACCUACAUUGUGCAUGACAAGUAAAACAGAUUAUGAAGAGGAAGCAACAUUCAUGGAUGAGAAAGAGAACACAAACUCCAAAGACAGUGAAUUUGCCAGAACUGGUAAUAAGAAUAUGGCUAACUCUGAUGUAAUUUGGUUCAGAAUUUCAGAUUCUCAUGUAGAGAGAGUGACAGAAAAAUGUGUUCUUGGAGCAUAUGCAAGUAUGCUUUUCUAUGAAAGGCUUGAAGAUGCCGAGUACUAAUCAAUAUCUAUUGCAGUUGGUAACUUACUUUCUUGGUAAUCCAUGAACAAUGAUAUAUGUAUUUUUCUCAGUAAUAAUUCAAUGGACUCUUAGUGAAGAUGUUCCUGAAUUUGUUUGGUGUACCAUCGGGUUUCUUGUAUUGCUGAUGUCUCCUCAAAAAACAUGGUUGGAGCACCAUUUAUCAAGAGACAAGAAGUUGGAUAGAUAAUUUUUCUGUUGACAGGCAGAGUCCUAAGUUCUUACCUUUAUUGCAAUGGGAAUGCUGUAAAAGGUGUUGGGAAUUACUGGUGGCACCUUAGGUGUGGUCUAAAGUUUUCUUCUUUGGGAAGAGAUUUCACAAUUCAAUUAUUUGGGACUGGGCUUUAUUACAAGUGUCUCAAAACGUUUUUAAUAUAAGCAGCUCCCAGUCUGGCUUUUCAGAAUAUAUUCAUCACUCAAAAUGAAUUUCAAAGGUAUAUGUGCUAUGAACAAUUUACAGCAUAGAUGGUAUAUACUUAUGUACAUUACUCUA
Molecule: messenger RNA, 2407 nt
Organism: Cryptomeria japonica (Japanese cedar)
Lineage: Eukaryota; Viridiplantae; Streptophyta; Pinopsida; Cupressales; Cupressaceae
Product: ubiquitin carboxyl-terminal hydrolase 27
Exons: 11
Coding region: 157-1896 (579 amino acids)
Biological process (GO): protein deubiquitination
Cellular component (GO): cytosol; nucleus
Molecular function (GO): cysteine-type endopeptidase activity; cysteine-type deubiquitinase activity
Source: RefSeq, a predicted model, not a curated record